GCCAUCCUGUACUGAACCAUGUCCUGGGCUGCCCUCCUCCUCUCUCUCACCUCUCUCUGCACAUAUUCGGCCGCCCAAGUCUCACUAACACAGCCGGUGUCUGAAUCAGUGAAGCCGGGGGAGACAGUGAGAAUCUCCUGCACACUCAGUGGUUACAGCAUCAGUGAUCGCAAUGUGUACUGGUUCCAACAGAAAUCAGGGAAUCGCCCCAGAUACUUACUGUGGUUUGAUUCAGACUCUAACAAACACCAGGGAGCUGGGGUGCCUGAUCGGUUCUCUGGAUCCAAAGAUUCCCCUAAUAAUGUUGGCUAUUUAACCAUUAGAGGAGCCUUACUAGAAGAUGAUGCAGAUUAUCACUGUGCUAUAUGGCAUUCUCCAUCCAAGACGUUGCACAGUGGUGUAUUGCUGUGA
Messenger RNA from Xenopus tropicalis (tropical clawed frog), 411 nucleotides. Its product is annotated as immunoglobulin lambda variable 5-39. The transcript is spliced from 2 exons. NCBI's taxonomy places the organism in Eukaryota, Metazoa, Chordata, Amphibia, Anura, Pipidae. The coding region runs from base 19 to 411 and encodes 130 amino acids. The record is from RefSeq and is a predicted model, not a curated record.